ACGUCCCACCAAUGCACCCCACACCUCCACUAUCUUCACUUUCUACAUCACAUCUCUCUCUCUUUUUUCUCAGUUUCAGGAUCAUCUUCUGAUCUUCUCUUCCUCCAUAUGUUUUGAACACAAGACAAGACAAGACGGUGAUGCAUUGAUAUCAUCCUAGGUAUCAUAGUACGAGGAGGGCCACAAAGCAGGCUUAAAUCAACUGGCUAAAAGAUUCAGCUAGAAUCAAUAACAGUCUUGAAAGACUUAUUAGCAACUAAACACUUGUAAUGGCAUUAUCAAAAAGUAUAGACCUGGAAAUCGAGGUCUACGAAGACAGUGAUUCAGACAUUAGCAGCCAGGUUGAUUCCAACAUUUCAGUCCAAAAAACAACUCAAUCUCCUGUCAUGGAUAGCCUCAAGAUACCAGAAACAUCUUCGGUUUCUCUCGAACUGAGUCUAACCUUCAACUCCAACAUAGAUAAGUUUGAACCAGUAGACUGUAAAAGCACAAAUGAAACCGAAUCAAACGCAACACCAGCGACCAUCUCUAGAGUUUUUCCUUGCAACUAUUGCCAGAGAAAAUUUUUCAGCUCGCAAGCUCUCGGGGGCCAUCAGAACGCGCACAAAAGAGAGAGGAUGCUUGCAAAGAGAGCUAUGAGAAUGGGUAUUUUCUCAGAGAGGUAUCCUAACCAGCUUGCAGCUUUUCCUUUACAUGGAAGUUCUUUCAGAUCUCUUCAAAUUAGAGCUCACUCGUCACAGCACCAAACAUUCAUGCCUCAUAGACAAUCCAAUGGAUUUAUGGGAUUGCCUACAUAUGUGGAGGAUAAUGGACCUGAUCAGCUUAUUUGGCCAGGAAGCUUCCGUCAGGUGACUGCAACCGGUGUUGAAGUCGAUUCAACGCUAGAAACGUCGCCACCGCAAAUCGUGGAAGGGAUCGGACCAGUUUAUGGUGGUUAUGCAACACCAGAUCUUACUUUGAGACUUUAAUUUAGUUCUUUGUUUCUUUGCAUUGUAAUUUAUCACCCUUUAAUUUAUGUGGAUUGUUGUUUGUAUAGUUAACUAACACUAGGUGAUGGAUGGUAUGUUGCAACUUUGCACGUUUAUUGUACGCUCCUAAACUAUGUCAAUAUACAAGAGCUUUGCAAGGA
This is a messenger RNA of Helianthus annuus (common sunflower), 1129 nucleotides long. RefSeq names its product zinc finger protein 4. NCBI's taxonomy places the organism in Eukaryota, Viridiplantae, Streptophyta, Magnoliopsida, Asterales, Asteraceae. The coding region runs from base 270 to 968 and encodes 232 amino acids. The record is from RefSeq and is a predicted model, not a curated record. Gene Ontology annotation, biological process: negative regulation of abscisic acid-activated signaling pathway. The transcript is spliced from 2 exons.